Messenger RNA from Aspergillus pseudonomiae, 1149 nucleotides. Its product is annotated as putative ubiquitin conjugating enzyme E2. Gene Ontology annotation, molecular function: ubiquitin conjugating enzyme activity. The record is from RefSeq and is a predicted model, not a curated record. The coding region runs from base 1 to 1149 and encodes 382 amino acids. Gene Ontology annotation, cellular component: nucleus. Gene Ontology annotation, biological process: protein polyubiquitination; ubiquitin-dependent protein catabolic process. Lineage: Eukaryota; Fungi; Ascomycota; Eurotiomycetes; Eurotiales; Aspergillaceae. The transcript has 2 exons.
AUGCCGGAUGAUUAUCCUAAAAGUCCGCCGAAGGCGACUUUCAAAACCCGUAUAUGGCAUCCCAAUGUGGAGGAGUUGACGGGCGCCGUGUGCGUCGAUACAUUGAAGCGGGAUUGGAAGGCGACUCUGACAUUGAAGGAUGUUCUAGUUACAAUCUCAUGCCUGCUUAUUUACCCGAACCCGGACUCUGCGUUGAAUUCUGCGGCCGGCGCUUUACUUCAGGAGAACUACGAGGCUUUUGCGCGACAGGCUAAACUAAUGACAUCCAUUCAUGCGCCGGUGCCAACGGACUUGAAAAGUGCAGCAGCGGAGGCGAAGACCAAGGGAGAAGAUGCCGGAACGACGAUCCCGGAGCAAGAAGAACCUCGCUUGUUGCGCUCAAGGAAGGGCACUAGAGUUCAAUCUGUGACGAUGAAGAAGAAGAAUACCCGGAAGAACGGAGAGCGGGCGUCAUCGCGAUCACAGCGGCAAUCCAAUAGUCCGGAGACAGAGAACCGAGCCGAAGAGCAACAAUCAGAGAUUCCCUAUGAAGCCGAUUCAAUCAUCUCAGACGACGAAUCUGAAAACCUCUCCAAUGCCAGCAAAGAGAAUGAUCCAACACUAUCGCCGUCCCCGGUCAAAUUUGCUCCACCGAGCCCCAGGAAAAAUGCCCUUGGCAAACGUCCCUUAUCCGUCCUAACGCUGCCUCUGGAUACAGACCCCUUUGCGAUGGAUCCAGACGAUAGUGACCUGGAGGGCAUGACAGCAUCUGAGAAGAACAUCGCAGCAAACAAUUAUGGUGGCAGCCCGGAACGCGAUCCUUCUCCACAGAGAAAAUCACCGAAGCUGUCCGUCCGCAGUAAAGGGGUCAACUCAUCUGGACGCAUACGGGAAGAAGUCAAGAUAUUCGAGGACGUGCCAGAGCCGCUUGAAUUGGACCGCUGUCAUAGCGGGGACGGCAAAGAGAACCAUGGCUCCCUGGCCAGUCCCAAAGGGCUUGGUCUUGCUUCCAGAAAGGCGCCUUCCACUUGCCCUCCGACUUCACUCGCUCUGCUCUCUACCUCCGCCCCGUCUAGUUCAAAAGCUCCAAAGGCAGUCUCUGGUACGCGAAAAGUAUCAGGGUCCAAUAUGAAAAAGACGAAACCACGUAUAGGCAUUCGCAGGUUAUGA